Molecule: messenger RNA, 477 nt
Organism: Leptosia nina
Lineage: Eukaryota; Metazoa; Arthropoda; Insecta; Lepidoptera; Pieridae
Source: the annotation of a GenBank genome assembly
AUGAGAGAAACUUAUUUUUUGUUUGCUUCGGUUGUGUUACUUUGUAUUAAUGAAAGCACAGCAAUUUGGUGCUACCAGUGUAAUUCUGCAAUUCCUGGAUGCAUGGAACCAUUUAAUUGGCGUGGUAUAGGCUACUUGGGCAGUCCGUGUCCAGAUAACGAAGAUAUUUGCGUCAAACUUAUAGAAAGAAAAGGAGCCCAGAAGGUGAUAACAAGGGAUUGUCUAAGUAACUUUAGAGCCUUCAGGACAGACAUACCUGCAGACACAUAUGAAGGGUGCAGAGCAGCAGCGAAAGAUGUAAAUCUGGCAAACUAUGUCAACAAUACUAUAAAAGAAAUUGACAUUAAAAGGGAUUGGUAUGAUGAAACAACCUGGUGUUUUUGUUUCUUAGACCACAGAUGCAACGGCAGUUCUCAUGUAUCAAAUUCAAUACUAUUAUCUCUAUUCAGUAUUAUUGUAUACAAUAUAUUGUUGUGA